Messenger RNA from Dufourea novaeangliae, 2665 nucleotides. RefSeq names its product WD repeat-containing protein 24 (gene Wdr24). NCBI's taxonomy places the organism in Eukaryota, Metazoa, Arthropoda, Insecta, Hymenoptera, Halictidae. The record is from RefSeq and is a predicted model, not a curated record. The transcript has 13 exons. Gene Ontology annotation, molecular function: protein binding. Bases 153 to 2468 code for a protein of 771 amino acids. Gene Ontology annotation, biological process: positive regulation of TOR signaling.
AUGUAGUUGGGUACAGUUGGGUAGUACUUGGACGUUUUGUCGUAGGUUAUAGAUGACGGUAUCAUAAUUCAGCUUGCAAUCAUUUGUCUGUCGGUAUGCUGUGCUUACCAGUUUCAAUAUCAGUAUUUUGCUAUAUUUGAAAGAAUUCCGACAUGAUUUCCAAAACUGUUUGCAUUACUCAAGAAGGACCAGCAAAUGCAUUAGCAUUAAACAAAGAUAACAGUCAAGUUGUUAUAGCAGGACGUAAUGUUUUUAAGAUAUUUCUUUUAUUGGAAGACAGAUUCGAGGAGGCUUGUAAUCUACGUGUUGGUAAAAAUUUAAAUUUAAAUUUUUCGUGCAACGAUGUUGCAUGGAAUUUGAUUGAUGAUCAUAUAUUAGCAACCGCUGCUACAAAUGGUGCAGUAGUAGUAUGGAAUUUAAAUAAAUCUUCGAGAUCCAAGCAGGAACACGUUUUCAUAGAUCAUAAAAGAACUGUGAAUAAAGUUAGUUUUCAUAUGACAGAACCUAUGUGGCUAAUAUCAGGUUCUCAAGAUGGCACUAUGAAAUGCUUUGAUCUAAGAAUAAAAGAAGCUACUAAAACUUUUUACAGUAACACAGAAUCUGUGCGAGAUGUACAGUUUUGUCCUCAUUCACCGCAUACCUUUGCUGCUGUUUCUGAGAAUGGGCAUGUACAACAAUGGGAUUUACGUAAACCGGAUCGUUAUUUUCAACACUUUACUGCUCAUAGUGGUCCUAUAUUUGCUUGCGAUUGGCAUCCUGAGUCUACAUGGCUUGCAACUGCUUCCAGGGAUAAGACUAUCAAGGUGUGGGAUCUAUCUGGUAAACCCAGUUGCGAUUACGUCAUACAUACGAUAGCAUCCGUCGGUCGUAUAAAAUGGAGACCUCAGAGAAAAUAUCAUAUAUCCAGUUGCGCUCUUGUUGUAGACUGUAGUAUAAACGUAUGGGAUAUUCGUAGGCCGUAUAUUCCAUUCGCAAGUUUUAAUGAGCAUAAAGACGUUCCAACUGGUGUAGCAUGGAGGGGUAAUCCACAAUCAUUCCUGUCGACUAGCAGGGACUGUACUCUGUACCAUCAUGUGUUCAAAGAUGCUACUAGACCAGCUAGUAAAGCGAAUCCACAAGGUAUUGCAUUGAAUCCAAAAGGGGAUAUCGUGUACGCUUGUAAAGUGAACGUCCACGUUACAACAACAAUGAAACAGUUUACUAAUAUAAUGAGGAAAAUACCUGCAACAAACGAUACAUUUUGCAUGGCAUCUAGUAUGAUGCAUAGGUUUGCUGUAACUGUGCCACGGGAACCAAAGUGGUUUAAAGCUUGUGCAGAAGGUUACUUGCUCGCUGGACGAUUGAACGAUAUUUGCGACCAUAAUGCUGCGGUUGCUAGAAGUGCUGGUAGAAACGAUAUCAGUACAGUAUGGAGUAUCAUAAAAACAUUAUACGCAAACCCAAUGGGAUCUAUUUUAAAGACACCUCCAACUGCUUCCAAGGAAGACAUAGUAAAUACAUUGAACUUAGCACAGAUUACAAUUGGACCUAGUAUAGAUCAACCAAAUGCAGGACACGAAAAUGAUGUGAAAUCUCUCCAAGGAGAAGUAACGGGAGCAACCAGUGGGGGCGAUGACGAGACUGAGACUGACGAGACACCAGAGAAUCAGUAUUCUAUAGGGUCUUUAUUGCCUAGUUAUAAACGAACCUUUAUCGACAACAAGGGAUCAUCGAAAGGAGAUUUUUUAUUCGGGGAAAGCGACUUCGAACCAUUCACAGUGGAAUACACUUCCAGUUACAUGCAUAGUAUAAUGAACAAUGAUAACGACUGGACGUUGUCCAAAGAGGCUUUUCCAUUGCGACACGAGAUAAAGGACAGAUCACCGCCACCCGAACAAUUUCCGAAUCACCCUCCGGACAUCAAUGAAGACUGUGCCUCGUUGAUGAUCGAAGAUCAACCGAGUCAAUUGAUCGUUUCGAACAUACCGAAACCGCAGUUUUGGGAUCCGACCAAUUUAAUCGAAGAAGCGUUGAAACAUCACGCAGCCCUUCGGGAUAUACAGACUUCCGCGUCGAUUCUCAUCGCGCUGGGAGAGAAACGGAAAAGCUUGAACAUCGAGAUGGCUGUUCAAGAACAUUGGAUACUGGAGUAUUUAGACAUGCUCGCGAGGUUUAAACUUUGGAACGUGGCGACACAGAUAAUCCAGUCGGUUUGGAUCCCGUCGGUGUCGCAAUUGAAUCAGCAAUCGACAGUGAUACACGCGUGUUGUUUAGCUUGCACGAAACCGUUGCAGAGAGCAGCAUGGCUGUGCGAUCGGUGUCACUCGUCCCACCAUGCACUUUGUUCCGUUUGCCAUCAAGUUGUUCGAGGGGUGUACGCGUGGUGUCAGGGUUGCACGCAUGGAGGUCACGUUGUGCACAUGAACGAGUGGUUCAGUUGCAAUCGACAGUGUCCAACUGGUUGCGGUCACAUGUGCGAAUAUACUUAAUCGUCGGCGUCGAUGAUUCUCUUGGGUUCCCCUUUAAGAGGGGAAAGUCUUUCCACACAGUUGGAAAUUUGAUUUCCAAUAUGGGAUUGUAUCGCGACCGACAGCGCAUAAAAUCUCGUCGACAACGCUUUGCCGAGAGUGUCGCGAGAAUAACUUGAGACUGUCGUUUUAAGAAGUUCAAGCAAGACCGACGGUAA